GCGCCCCCCGCGUCCCCCGCGCCCAGCCCGAGACCCCGCGCGCCGCCGACCAGCGCCAGGCCUGCGGGCGCAGCGGCCGUGCGCAUCAUGAGCCGCAUCUACCACGACUGCGCCCUCCGGAACAAGGCGGUGCGGAGCGCGCGGCUGCCGGGGGCCUGGGACCCCGCCGCCCACCAGGGGGGAAACGGCGUCCUGCUGGAGGGAGAACUGGUAGAUGUGUCUCGCCACAGCAUCUUGGAUGCCCAUGACAGGAAGGAGCGCUACUAUGUGCUAUACAUCAGGCCCAGACGCAUCCAUCGCCGGAAGUUCGACCCCAAGGGAAAUGAAAUCGAGCCCAACUUCAGCGCCACCAGGAAGGUGAACACGGGCUUCCUCAUGUCAUCCUACAAGGUGGAAGCAAUGGGGGACACGGACAGACUCACGCCCGAGGCACUGAAGGCACUGGUACAAAAGCCAGAGCUGCUUGCGCUGACGGAGUGCCUUACCCCCGCCCAGACAGUGGCGUUCUGGAUGUCCGAGUCAGAGAUGGAGGCGAUGGAGCUGGAGCUGGGGGUCGGGGUACGGCUGAAAACUCGAGGCGAUGGCCCCUUCCUGGAGUCAUUAGCCAAACUUGAGGCUGGAACAGUGACCAAGUGUAAUUUUGCUGGUGAUGGAAAGACAGGGGCAUCCUGGACAGACAACAUCAUGGCCCAGAAGUCUUCGAUGGGAGCCACAGCGGAGACCCGAGAGCAGGGGGACGGGGCGGAGGACGAGGAGUGGCCAGAAGAAAUUCAACAGCAGAUUGUUCGAGAGACCUUCCAUCUAGUUCUCAAGCGAGAUGACAACAUCUGUAACUUCUUGGAAGGUGGAAGUUUGAUUGGUGGCCCUGAGUACAAACUGAUUUAUCGGCACUAUGCUACACUCUACUUUGUGUUUUGUGUGGAUUCAUCAGAGAGUGAACUUGGAAUCUUGGACCUCAUCCAGGUUUUUGUGGAGACCCUGGAUAAGUGUUUUGAAAAUGUUUGUGAAUUGGAUUUGAUCUUCCAUAUGGAUAAGGUGCACUACAUCCUUCAGGAGGUGGUGAUGGGUGGGAUGGUGUUGGAAACCAACAUGAAUGAAAUCGUGGCUCAGAUUGAAGCUCAGAACAGGCUGGAGAAAUCCGAGGGUGGCCUUUCAGCAGCCCCUGCCCGGGCCGUGUCUGCUGUGAAAAACAUCAAUCUGCCGGAGAUUCCUCGGAACAUCAACAUUGGUGAUCUCAACAUCAAAGUCCCCAACCUGUCCCAGUUUGUCUGAGGGCCCACGGCUACUGAACUGCAGUCUUUGAAGCAAGCCAA
Messenger RNA from Odobenus rosmarus divergens (Pacific walrus), 1313 nucleotides. RefSeq names its product UPF0552 protein C15orf38 homolog. Gene Ontology annotation, biological process: Golgi to vacuole transport; intracellular protein transport. Lineage: Eukaryota; Metazoa; Chordata; Mammalia; Carnivora; Odobenidae. Gene Ontology annotation, cellular component: AP-3 adaptor complex; membrane coat; intracellular membrane-bounded organelle. The coding region runs from base 88 to 1272 and encodes 394 amino acids. The record is from RefSeq and is a predicted model, not a curated record. The transcript is spliced from 10 exons.